Molecule: messenger RNA, 1688 nt
Organism: Eurytemora carolleeae
Lineage: Eukaryota; Metazoa; Arthropoda; Copepoda; Calanoida; Temoridae
Product: galactosylceramide sulfotransferase
Exons: 12
Coding region: 226-1482 (418 amino acids)
Biological process (GO): glycolipid biosynthetic process
Cellular component (GO): membrane
Molecular function (GO): galactosylceramide sulfotransferase activity
Source: RefSeq, a predicted model, not a curated record
AAAACAUCGAAUACAUUUUAUUUUUCAAAUAAUAAAUACAGCUUAGAUAACUUUACAGAAACUUAGAAACUUGGACAAUUAGUCCAAGAAAAUGUUAAGGAUAUAAGGAAGUCCUUUUAGUGUGGCAUAUUUAAGUAAAUAAAUUUGGGCCAUUUUAAAGGGGAGAUGCAUGUAAUCAAUGGUCUAUAAACUAUUUGUAUUAGGAUGUAUUGAGAAUUCAGUGCUAUGAGGAGAAAACAACAGAUAAGGCUUGGUUUGGGUGUGAUAGCAACAUUUAUCCUACUGCUCAAUAUUAUCAGAAUUAAUAUUUCUGACCAUCCUGGAGCAAAGGUUUAUUAUAAUGACACAUACAAAACCUGUAAACCAAUUCACAAAAUAGGAUUCUUGAAGAUUCAUAAGUGUGCUAGUAGCUCAGUACAGAAUAUUAUACUGAGAUAUGCUCUGAAGAACCAGCUAAAUGUAGUUCUACCAACCCGGGGAAAUUAUUUAGGAAAUAUUAAAAACCCAUUUUCAAGGGAAAUGUUGCGAGGCACCCCCUGGGAAGAAGCUGAACUAGAAUAUGAUAUUUUCUGUCUUCACACUGUUUGGAACCAGAGUGAGGUUGAGAAAACCCUAGGGGAAGGAGCAUCUUAUGUAACCAUGAUUAGGGAUCCUGUUGAUAUAUUUGAAUCAGCCUGGGGGUAUGCACAAUUAUCAAACUUCUACAAGAUGGAUCUAGAAACAUUUGCUCUAUCUCCGAAAACAGGAUUAUUGGCAGAAGAGAACCCAACAAAAACAUUUGGACAAAACCAGAUCCUUCGUGAUUUUGGUUUACACCCUGACAACUUUACCAAUGGUUUAGCUGUUGAGGAGAAGAUUAAACAAAUAGAAGAUAAAUUUAAUCUCGUUCUUCUUGCAGAAAGGUUUCAAGAAUCCAUGAUUCUAAUGAAGAACGAACUGUGCUGGGAUUACAGGGAUGUAAUAAAUAUGAAGUUAAAUGCAAGACAAGAACUAAAGAAGACUAGCCUCAGUCCAAAAGCUAGAGAAGCUCUAGAGAAAUAUUUGAGCCAAGAUUAUCUAGUGUAUAAUCAUUUCAAGAAGAUAUUCGAGAAGAAAGUAGAAAUGUUUGGAAAGGAAAAAAUGGAAAAAGAGCUAAAUAUUCUUGAUCAUGCAAAUAAAAAUAUAAGGGAGGUGUGUUCACUGCAAGAGACUAAAAAUGAAAAUAUAUCUGGAGAAAAUAAACUGUGGGGAAAGGGUCUAGUCGCAUACCAGGUGGAUAUUGAUAAAAACCCCGUGUGUCGGUUUAUGGCAUUAUCAGAACUAAACUUUCUUCAAGUUAUGAGAGAGGAGCAGUCCCUUAGAGCAGAACCAAUUUUAAACCGUAGAAACAGAACAGAACAAGUUUUACGAAAAGAUUUCGGAAUUCAGGCAAAUCAAGCAGCGCUGUCUAAACUCAAACCUAGAGAUCUCGAGAGAAUAAAAGCAAUUCUAUCCCCAGCAUAGUUUUUGUCAAUGCUCACUUAUUGCGAAAAAGAAGGGGGUGAAGGGUAAUCCCCCCCCCCUCUCCAGUCUGCAAGGUACAGGAUUUGAGAAAACACUGUUUUUGAUAAGUAUUGCGCCCUCCUAAAACCCUCUGAGGCCAAAUUUAAAGAAUUUGAGCUGCGGCUUGAAUUUGAGACUCAAAUAUAGUUGGUUCCACUUAAAAUUGU